CCUCACUCUCUCUCCUUCUCCCUCUCCCUCCCUCCAUCUGUCCCUCUCUCUUCCUCUCUCUUUCCAACUCCUAGGGAACUGGCUCAACCAGAGUACAACCAGCUCAUCUGCAUCUGGCCCUAGGGGACUUGCAGGAGCCAGAGAAGGAGAGAGGAGGCGGGCAGGAGCGGCGGCAGAGACAGCGCACAGCCAGGCCCGCGCCUCCAGGAAACCCAUGCCCGGCCCGUGUCGCCCCGGGCUUGCUCAUGAGGCCUCUGCCGAGACGCAAGAGGAAGCACCGCGGCACCUCCUUGGGACUCCUCGCCCUCUGCCUGGCCGCAGCCCGCUGUCUGCAGAGCUUCUCCAGACAGCAUUUCACCCUCCUCUGCCACCCUCCACUCCCACAGACAGGUGUGCCUUCUUGGCACCUGGGGAGAAAAGUUGAGUUGACCUCUCACGAAGCCUGCUACAUUUCUAUUCUACCAUCAGAGAAGGAGCUGGGAAGAAUACCGGGUCAGAGCAUGUCACUGUACAUUCCCCAGUCCACCAUCAAUGCCACGGCCGGAGAAGACAUCCUGCUCUCGGUGGACUACUCCUGUCAUGGUGUCCCCACCAUCGAAUGGAAGUAUACAUCCAACUGGGGAGUGCAGAAGAUUGUGCAGUGGAAGCCAGGGACUCAGGCCAACGUCUCCCAAAGCCACAAGGACAGAGUCUGCACCUUUGACAACGGCUCCAUCCAGCUCUUCAGUGUGGGUGUGAGGGAUUCGGGCUACUACGUCAUCACGGUGACAGAACACCUGGGGAGCAGCCAGUUUGGCACCAUUGUGCUGCAUGUGUCAGAGAUCCUCUAUGAAGACCUCCACUUCGUUGCUGUCUUCUUGGCUUUUCUUGCUGCUGUGGCUGCAGUGUUAAUUAGCCUCAUGUGGGUUUGUAAUAAGUGUGCGUAUAAAUUUCAGAGGAAGAGAAGACACAAGCUCAAAGGUAAUUUUCUGGGCCCUGUGAUAAUCAAUUCGUGUUUUCAUGGCCUGAGAUGGAACAUGUUAUCUUGUCACCAAAAAACCACCUUGUGGCUGAUCUGCAACUCAUUGACUUAUCAUUUGCUUUGCAGAGAGCACAACUGAGGAGAUUGAGUUGCAAGAUGUUGAGUGUUAGCCAAGACUGAGCCCAAUUACAUUCCUACCUCAAGAGAAAAAUAUUUUCCAAUGAAAGGAACAAACACACCAAUCCAUUUUAAGAGCCUCUGGUUGCCCUGCUACAGCCACCUAUUCCUGAUGGGACUGCCACGUGUUAACAAAGUUGGCUGCAUGGACUUGAGGACUCUGGAUUGGACAAAGUCAGUUCUGUAUCUACAUGAAGUUCAAGGAGAAGAGUGCUUGAGGCUUUGAGCCAGAGCUUGGCUUGGCUGCAGUUGUCAGAGCCAUGCUAACCCAUAACCGACGGUGCCAGGCCGGCACUGGCUGCUUGCUCACUGCGCUCUGCUCGGCCUGGGGGAUGGCCAUUGGAGGAGUCCCGGAUCAGAUGCUAGAGCAUCUCCAGACUGAGUGUGCAGCUCUUUGUGCACCUGUCUGCUUGUGCCCUCCAACUCUCUGCUGUGGGAGCUAUUGAGAAAACAUGAGGCUUUUAGAUAGUCUGCUGCCUAAGAAGCAGACAUAAGAGACGAGAGGUGUGCUAUUGUGCCAUAGUAAGUUGCCCAGAGCAGGGCGAGGACCUCCCCAUGGCCUGGAACUUUAGGGAGAAGAGCUUAAUUUGUUGAGGGACUAGCACUGGGAGCAAGGAAUAGGGGGCAAAAUAACCUUUCUCUUCCUCUCUUAGGCCAACAUUACUUGGAUUUUCCUUCUUGUGGCCCGAACUUCAGUCAGUGUGAGGAAAACAGCUGUUCUCCUCCACCAUGGGCAGCAUCUGGCCUCCAGAUGGCCUCCUGACAAGCUGUGUGAAAGAUGGGCCUGCAUAAUAGGUGGUACAAUUGGAAAGUCACUCAGCUCAGAGUUUGAAUCUGUCCCUCACAGUCACUAACACUUCAUGUCUCAAGUCAGGCCCUUGUUCUCUCCCGAGUGGGCAAAGGAACACUUGGCACUCACCUACCUCACAGUCAGGGUAUCAAGUGAAGUCCACAGUAUGCAUGGAGCUCUCCAAGUAAUUUAAGACCAGCCUGAGGAAACUUUAAGGACCUAGAAAGCAAUCAUCACCAUACUGAGCACUGGAACUUGAUAAAAUGCCCUGGGAUAUUGGGCUCCAGGUGAAAUUAGGGCCUGGAUCACAGCUGGCCCUUAUUCUCUCAGGUGUUGGUUACCAUGAUUACCUGAAAGUUUCUCCAUCUGGUGAGCUGUAAAGCAGGCCUGUAUUUAUUUUCCAUGAUCUUUUCUCUCUUAAUAUUCUUAGCUACAGACUGAGGUACCAUCCCAAUUAUUGGUAGAGGCUGAGAUUAUUAGCUCUGUCCCUAGCCCUCAGCUGCAAAUUCAUCCAUGUAAAGGAGAAAGAGAGCUAGAACAACCCCAUUCUUCCUUCCCUCCCUUCAAAUCCCCAAGGUCCAUGUCUUUUCUUCUUCCCCUGUGGCAGAUAAGGAGUUGCCUGGAGUAGUAUGAGGCCUUCCCCUGACUACUGAAUCCAGGGAUGCAGGAAGUGAUCUCUUGGAGUAUUCAGACGGGAGAUCUCAGUGAUGUAGAGAAGGGCUCUGAAGGUACCACUUGACUCAAAAGGAAAGAGGGUAAUCAGUCUACACAACUGAUUUGUAGCUCUUGCACCUGAUACGUAGAAGUUCUCACCUCAGGCCACUUCCUGUACACAUGCGUGUAAACAUGCACAUCUGUGCCCUUUACCCAGGCAGCAGUCAGAGGAGCCGGGCCUGUACUCGGGCAGGUCCUUAUAGGGGUCUCCAGUGC
Messenger RNA from Pteropus alecto (black flying fox), 2858 nucleotides. RefSeq names its product V-set and transmembrane domain containing 5 (gene VSTM5). The coding region runs from base 246 to 1100 and encodes 284 amino acids. Gene Ontology annotation, cellular component: plasma membrane; dendrite; axon. The record is from RefSeq and is a predicted model, not a curated record. Lineage: Eukaryota; Metazoa; Chordata; Mammalia; Chiroptera; Pteropodidae. Gene Ontology annotation, biological process: positive regulation of excitatory synapse assembly; filopodium assembly. The transcript is spliced from 4 exons.